AUGACGACCGCCAAGACACUGGAGCAGUGGAAAAAAGAACAAGAAGAACUCAAGCAGCAGCUAGUCGAGGUGGACGCCAUCCAGUGGCAGCUGCACCCUCUUGCAGCGACCAAGGUCAACCACCCCGUUCUACAACGAGUUGCUGGAGUCGACAUCAGCUUCUUGAAAGACUCGGACGAGCACGCGUGUGCCUCCCUCGUCGUGCUGGACUAUCCGUCUCAAACGAUGCUGUAUGAAGCUUUCAUCUACGUCUCGCUGCCUGCUCCGUACAUUCCCGGGUUCUUGGCAUUCCGGGAAGUGCCAGCUCUGCGAAAGCUCUACAAUGAUCUCCGUUGUCGCUGUCCAGACCUGCUUCCAGACGUGACCUUAGUGGACGGCAACGGGGUUUUGCAUCCCCAGGGCUUUGGUCUCGCCUCCCACUUUGGUGUGCUGGAAGGCAUUCCCACCAUCGGAGUUGGCAAGACGUUCCUCCACGUGGAUGGUCUGACGAAACCUGUUGUGAAAAACCUGGUGGAUAAAGCUCGAGAAGAAGAGAAGCGCGAGGUGGUGAAGCUCAGAGGCAAGUCUGGAAAGGUGUGGGGAGCUGCACUGUGCAGCACAACUGCCGUCAAGAAUCCCGUUUACGUAUCGAUCGGACAUCUAGUGUCUCUCGAUACGAGCGUCGCAAUUGCUCGAGCUUGCUCCCAGUAUCGCGUGCCGGAACCCAUUCGACAAGCUGAUCUCCGUUCCCGUGCCGUCAUUAGGGACUGGGUCAGCUCGAACACCGUUGACACGACGUUGAACCUGUACCAUGUACCCACGUCGCAAGGACUCUAG
Molecule: messenger RNA, 816 nt
Organism: Peronospora matthiolae
Lineage: Eukaryota; Oomycota; Peronosporomycetes; Peronosporales; Peronosporaceae
Source: the annotation of a GenBank genome assembly